AUGACUGACAUAGGACCUGCUGAGACUCCAAGCUACGGCAACCCAAACCGAAUGCACGUCCUCGCCAAUGGCGAUAUCGUUGACUGUGGACGUCUACCACAGACAGCUCGCAACAAUCUUUAUAAGACUGAACUUUGCAAGCACUAUACGGAAAAUGGAAGCUGUCGUUAUGGCUCCAAGUGUCAGUUUGCACACGGUGAGGAGGAACUGCGUGGUGUACUGCGCCACCCCAAGUACAAAACCACUCGCUGCAAGGCCUAUUUGUCUACGGGCAAGUGCAUGUAUGGUUCACGAUGCCGCUUCAUUCACACUCGACACCCUGGUGAAGAAGACCAGCGGUUUGUCAACUACGGCAGCAGCGACCUUUCGAGUACUGCAAGCGAGUCAGACGAUCAGGAGACGCAGUCGAAGGAUUUACUCGUGAACCCGUAUGGCAAUGGGCUGGAGCCGAUCGACCUGUCCCAGCCGUUUGGCGGCUUCAAUCAGCCAAUGUCAUUGGCACCCCUGUCUGGCCUGUCGCCGCCUAAGCCGGAGUUUGAUUCCUACCUAAGCCAGCACUCGUUCCUCGAUUAUUCGUUCCAAAGCAGCGACCUUGGAAAUUUUGACUUGCGCAGCAGCAUUUCAAGUUGCUGCAGUGCCGAGGCGUUGAAUGCAGUCUCACCGCGGUCUGCGAGCAGCACGGAGUCUGCGACAUCCAAGUUUUCUCGUUUGACGAUAUUCCAGCGCAUUUGUCGCGAGAACGAGUAA
This is a messenger RNA of Peronospora belbahrii, 747 nucleotides long. The record is from the annotation of a GenBank genome assembly. NCBI's taxonomy places the organism in Eukaryota, Oomycota, Peronosporomycetes, Peronosporales, Peronosporaceae.